Molecule: messenger RNA, 2512 nt
Organism: Salvia hispanica
Lineage: Eukaryota; Viridiplantae; Streptophyta; Magnoliopsida; Lamiales; Lamiaceae
Product: protein ACTIVITY OF BC1 COMPLEX KINASE 3, chloroplastic-like
Biological process (GO): protein phosphorylation
Molecular function (GO): protein kinase activity; ATP binding
Source: RefSeq, a predicted model, not a curated record
AACGGUGAUUUAUUUAGACAAAAAGAAAAAAAAUGAGAAUUUUGGUGGACCAGAAUUGGCUCCGAUGACUACCGCCACCAUCUCUGUCGUGGGCCCCACUAGCUGGGUUCAGACUCAGAGGAGACUGAGAGCCUAUCCAAUUCCGCCGCGAGCUGCUCUGGUGGAGGCCAGAGGAGCAGCCAUUGAAGAGGUCACCCUUGCCCGGUUGAGAGACUCCUCCGGCGCCGCCCCUUCUAGACACCGAGCCGAUGAUAUGCAAGCCGAAGCCGCGGCAAUGGCUCGCGCCGCCAACGCCUCUGUCUACAGCGCCGACCUCCUCUCCACCAAAUACGGCUCGCGCCCAAUCAGGGUCGCGCAGAGGGCGCUCGAGAUAUUCGCCGCCCUCGGUUCCUUCGCCCUCAGUUUGUGGCUAGACCAACUCAAAGGCCAGCUCGAUCAGAACCAGAGGCAGCGAGCCGUCAAUCUCAGAAACACUUUAACAAAAUUGGGCCCUACAUUUGUCAAAAUCGGCCAAGGUCUAUCCACCAGGCCUGACCUGUGCCCGCCUCUUUACAUCGAGGAGCUCUCUCAAUUGCAGGAUGCUUUGCCCACAUUUCCAGAUGCAGAAGCGUUUUCUUGCAUUGAGAGAGAGCUUGGAUGCUCGCUUGAUUCCAUCUAUUCAUCAAUCUCUGCAUCCCCAAUUGCUGCAGCCAGUUUGGGGCAGGUUUACAAAGCCCGGUUGAGCUACUCAAGCCAGGUUGUUGCUGUGAAGGUGCAAAGACCUGGCAUUGAAGAGGCUAUUGGCCUCGAUUUUUACCUAAUCAGAGGCCUCGGCUUCCUCAUUAACAAAUAUGUCGAUUUUGUUACAAGUGAUGUUGUUGCUCUCAUCGAUGAAUUUGCUCGGAGAGUUUAUCAGGAACUUAAUUAUGUACAGGAGGGGCAAAACGCUCGGAGAUUUAAAAAAUUGUAUGCAGACAAAGCAGAUGUCCUUGUUCCGGAUAUUUACUGGGACUACACUAGUGGAAAGGUGCUGACUAUGGAGUGGGUUGAAGGAGUGAAGUUAAGUGAGCAUGAAGCCAUCGAGAGACAAGGGCUCAAAGUUUUGGACCUAGUGAACACUGGUAUACAGUGCAGUCUUAGGCAGCUGCUUGAGUACGGCUACUUUCAUGCUGAUCCUCAUCCAGGGAAUCUCUUGGCAACGCCGGAUGGGAAGCUUGCUUUUCUCGACUUUGGGAUGAUGAGUGAGACUCCUGAACAAGCAAGGUCUGCCAUAAUUGGUCAUGUUGUCCACAUGGUCAAUCGAGACUACGAAGCCAUGGCUCGUGAUUACUAUGCUCUGGACUUUCUCCCUCCAGAUGUGGAUGUGGCUCCUAUUGUACCAGCUUUAAGGAACUUCUUUGACGAUGCACUCAAUUCAACUGUGAGCGAGCUCAACUUUAAAACUAUUGUGGAUGGCUUGGGCGCUGUUCUCUACCAAUACCCGUUUAAUGUGCCUGCAUAUUAUGCUUUGAUUUUAAGGUCUCUCACUGUUCUAGAAGGUUUAGCGCUGUACGCUGACCCUAAUUUUAAGGUGCUGGCUGCUUCAUAUCCAUAUUUUGCUAAAAGGCUUCUUACUGAUCCUAAUCCAUAUCUCAGAGAUGCUCUUAUUGAGCUGCUUUUCAAGGAUGGGAGAUUCAGGUGGAAUAGACUUGAAAACUUGCUUGUUCAGGGAAGAAAAGACAGAGAUUUCAAUGCCAAAGAUGCUUUACAACCCGUCCUUAAAUUACUAUUGGGACCAGAUGGUGAAGUACUCAGGAAUUUAGUAAUAAAAGAAGCAAUCCAAGUAACUGAAGCUGUUACUGUGGGCUCAGUGAUUGAAUCAUACAAAUUAGUUCCUGAUUUCAUAAGAACUCUUAUUUUUAAUAUCAAUGGAACUACUAGUCCAUUUGUAAUGAGCAGUGCUGAACAGGAAAGUAUGAUGGAGCUUAGGGCUCAAGUAUUCAGAAUAUGGGAACUCUUACGAUCGUCAGAUAACUUUGAUCCUAGUAUUUUACAGCCUAUACUGCAGGUACUGCAAGAACCCGAAGCAAGGCAACUUGGUGGGCGUGUAGUUGGUGGAAUUACUCAGCGUCUGGCUGCUCGCUUGCUGCAGCAAGUUCUGGGGGAUCCACCAGGCGCUGCUUCUACAACAUUGUAACUGCUCUUUCCGUCUGUUAUUUUUUAAGAGCGGUUCUUAAUCUUAUACACAGAUUUGUCAGAGUGAUCACAUCUGAAAUUCAUUAUCUUAAUUGAGAAGUGAAGAAAGAAACCUUAUGGCUCUUUUUUUUUUAUGGAUGGCUCCAACCUCCCAUCCACAUGAAUAUGCAAUUAAUCUUUGACUUCUAUAUCAUUGUUCUUCUGUAAACUUGAAGUGAUGACAUGAUACCAUGCCCAUCAAUAUGUGAAUUUUGAAGCUCAGUAGGUUUAUCUUGUAUAGCUCUGUACUAUGUAGUAAGAUAUCAAUGGAGAAGAAUGUAAAACGAUUCGCAUUACAAUGUUGAAAUUUAUUUAUUCA